CCACAUCACUUGUAACAGUAUCCCUUGCUCGGUAUGUUCCUGCUCCUUCGCUUACUAUUUCAAGUUUGCUGUCACUAUUCCAUUCCAAACUUUUUGCUGCAUCUGGAAGUUCCUUCCCUACAUGGCAAGCCUUCUUCCUGUUGCUCUCUCCAGUCUUCGCCAUCCCAGCUUUCAUCGAAGUGUGCAUUCCUCCCUCCCUCUUUCACUUUAUUCUUCGCUCCGCUGCAUCUUGGCAAUCUGCAGCGGCCUGACUAUGGGACCUCGUCCUUCUUCAUAAACCGGUUGUCAGCUGUGGAGGUCCUGGGGAAGCAGACUCAUCAGCAGCGGAGAGCAAGGCCGGAGGGAAUGGCGGCCUGCCGGCGUGACCGCAGGAUCGAGGAGAGCGCGUGGGUGGCGGAGGUGGAGGCCGUGGUGGCGGAUGGCGGCGCGUCGGAGGAGGAGGUGGCACGGUGGCGGCGGCACUGCAUCUACCACGUGCCGGCGUGCAUCAAGGACCUGAACCCGAAGGCGUACCGGCCGCAGGUGGUGUCCCUGGGCCCGUUCCACCACGGCGAGGCCCAGCUGCGCCCCAUGGACGCGCACAAGCGCCGCGCCCUGGUCCACUUCCUCCGCCGCGCGCGCCGGCCGCUGGCGGAGUUCGCGGCCGUGGUCGCCGGCGGGGCGGCGGCGGAGGAGUACGAGCGGCUGGAGGGCGCGUACGAGGGGCUCGGCGGCGAGUGGCGCGCCGCCGCUGGCGAGGAGCGGUUCGUUGAGCUCAUGGUCACCGACGGGUGCUUCCUCCUGGAGGUGAUCCGCGCGGCGUCCGGCUGGGAGGUGAACGACUACGCCGCCGACGACCCCGUCUUCAGCCCCCACGGGCUGCUCUACACCGUGCCCUACAUCCGCCGCGACAUGCUCCUGAUCGAGAACCAGCUGCCGCUGCUCGUCCUCGACCGCCUCCUUGCCGUCGAGACAGGCAAGGACGGGGUACGUGUGCUUCAAGUUCAAGUUCUACGUGCGGAUUUCGAGCUGGAUUUAAUUAUUUGCACGAUGGAAUUGUUUAAAUUAUUUGGCACUGAUGUGAUGAAACUUUUGAUUUGGCUGAAGAUCAUCGCCGUACUCUUUUAAAGCGCA
Messenger RNA from Panicum virgatum (switchgrass), 1113 nucleotides. RefSeq lists its product as uncharacterized. The coding region runs from base 34 to 1107 and encodes 357 amino acids. NCBI's taxonomy places the organism in Eukaryota, Viridiplantae, Streptophyta, Magnoliopsida, Poales, Poaceae. The record is from RefSeq and is a predicted model, not a curated record. The transcript has a single exon.